CCAUCCUUCCCUGUGGCGCCAUAUUUAGGAAAUGCAAUAAGAUUCGGGACGUCCUCCCGCCCCUCCUGUGCCGCUGAAGUCCCCUGUCUGAGUAGGCUGUGGACAGAGCCCCUAUUGUUCCCAGCCCACUCCUGCCUAAUAUGGAAUUCGUAAGGAAACCAAUGAUUUCCUGACAGUGACGAUGCGUAGCCGCGUAGGGGCGAAUGUGGAAAGCUGUUUGGAGUAUGAAGGGAGUAAACAGUGUCACAGACACGGCUUUUGAAUUUGUUUCGUUGUCCGACCUGAAAAAUGUAAAAUAACGGAAUGCAAGUUGUGGGAGUUAUCGUGAGUUUUCAUGAAACUGCUGUCGAUGGCGCCGGAUUGUUUCGGAAGCGCGAGCUAAAGCGUGGGUCACCUACUUGACGGAUUCGCCUGCUCACCAUAUACGACACGUAAACUCGAGUGUUUAAACUGGUCAAACGAAGAUUAACGUCUCAGAGAUUGAUAUUUCUGUCGAGCGAAGACUUGGCUACCUGUGGUGAAUAUACUUUCUGGACUUGUCUAACUAUCAUGCCUACUCUCAGCUCGAAAGGUAGGCAGAAUGCAGUGGAAGCGGUUGAGGAUGGAGGCAGUAACAGCAAUCCUGUCGAUACUACGGCCAAGAAGAUGUUGAAAUGUGUUGUGGUCGGCGAUGGAGCGGUGGGAAAAACUUGUCUGCUGAUGAGUUACGCAAAUGAUGCUUUUCCUGAGGAAUAUGUACCAACUGUAUUCGAUCACUACGCAGUGAAUGUAACAGUAUCUGGAAGGCAGCACUUACUGGGAUUGUACGAUACUGCUGGACAAGAGGAUUACAAUCAGCUGCGGCCCCUCUCUUACCCCAACACAGAUGUCUUUCUCAUCUGCUUCUCCGUCGUGAAUCCAGCUUCCUAUCACAAUGUUCAGGAGGAAUGGGUACCUGAGCUCAAAUCCUGCAUGCCUCACGUGCCCUACAUCCUCAUUGGAACACAGAUUGAUUUGCGAGAUGACCCAAAGACACUGGCACGUCUGCUCCAGAUGAAGGAGAAGCCACUGACCUAUGAGCAAGGCCUUAAACUAGCCAGAGAGAUUGGAGCCCAGUGCUAUUUGGAGUGUUCGGCACUGACUCAGAAGGGACUAAAGACAGUGUUUGAUGAGGCCAUCCUGACAAUCUUCAGCCCUAAGAAACAAAAACGGGGAUGCACGGCCUGCAGCAGCUGUUGUGCUAUCGUGUGAGGAUAAAACGUCUCCAACUGUGAAAACCCACACUCCUCCAAAGCUUCGGGCAGCGUAACAGACCCUAAACCGCCUCCAGUCUGCUGUACAUCCUUCCUUUCUCCAUCCGCCCGUUGUCCCUCAGGACAAUGAGUGGUCUUUCCCUCGGUUUGUGUGUCUUGUGGAGAGCUUCCAAAACAAGUGCCUUAAUUUCUCCCCACGUUGCCUUUCAGGAUUCACUACUAAAGCCAAAGAAGUUUCAGACUGGGCUGCGGUUACUUGAACCGACAAGGCGCGACGUCGCCAAUCUCCAAUCAAACAAACGUUUUAGAUUCAGCUCUAGGCCAGUGGAUUUUUUUUAAACCGACUAUAUUAUAUGGUUUCUCGAGGCUUAUGAAAUAAUGAAAAUCCAUUCCUCCAUGCAAGCUGGUUUUUCUCAGUCACCUCAGAUCAAUAUGUGCUCUUUCUGGAGUCAAUGCUUCAGCAGUUUGAGCUAGUUAAUAAGGGAAAUUCUCUGGAGGAUGGCCAACUCAUCAAUAGAGGUAGAGCAGAAGGAAGAAGAGAGAGAGCAUGUGUAAGAAGUGCAUCUUUACCACAAAUCAUUGGGUCAUUCAAAAUUAGCAACUAACAAUUAGUAAAAAUCACUGAUAAACCGUCGCAUACCUACACAUCCAAAGACACAAAUAAUAAUACAAUGACAAUCAAGCACACUAUGUGGAGACUGAAGUCUAUCAGUGACAGGAUAAAGGGAAAAUGUAUAUUGUGAUAACAUUAGCCCAUGAAUUAUUCAUAUUUCCUUGGGUUUUUAAAACCGAUUUGCCCUUAAGUGUACUUAGUCACGUUUUUGUGAGCCAUCAGACCUUAAUCUUUAUACAAUGUAGGUGUAGAACAAUGAUGCCAUAUAAUGGUGCUGUAAUUAUUCUAUUUUCCAUACGCAUUUACAUUAUGAUUUUUGAAAUGUAAACUACAGUUAAAAUACAGAAGACAAAUUACUCUGCCUAUACACAUUUUAAAAAAUGCUCUCAUUGUCCUUAUUAAAAAUGAGCCGAUGGAGGACUUUAGUGCCACUUAAAAAUAAAAAUAACUAAUCACCAAUGUACUAAUUCCAAAAUUAAAAUAUAAAUAUUAAAUGAACAAAUUAGUUAAAUGUAAUAACUUUUAAAUUAUACUUUUUUAAAGCAUGUACAAAUUUCUUAUUCAUUUGCCAGUUGUUGUUUUGUAAAAUGCAUUUUAAUAGUAAUUGAUAUAUUAUUUUAGUUAAAUUUAACAUUUUAAUCAUGAAUUAAAUGUCAAUAGUUUACUUAUUUGUAAAUCUUAAAAGGUUGACUUUCCUUUUUAUAUUAUCAUUUAAAUUUGUAUAUUUUUUAAUAUUUAUCACUAUUAUUAUUUUAUUUUUAAGUGGCAUUUAUAGUACUCCAUAUGAUCCUACAACUGUGCAAAAAAAAAAAACACUCAACCUAUCACUCCCUAUUUCAGCUGAAGUACUGGUGUGUUUACUAAGAACCAGGCUUGUACACUGUCUAACUGUUCAGUUUUUCCUCUGGCUAAAACCGCCCCCUUAUUUUCCCCUUUAUAGAUCAGCUCAAACACAAAUGGCUUUGUACUUCAGACUUUUUUUUUCUUUUUUUCGAAUGCAUGUAGUGUGGUCAUGCUGUAAAAGUGCAGUCCCUCCUUAUUUGGCCUUUUCAAAAUGAGGACGUUCCCUACUGUAUUUUGGUACAAGUGUCAAAUAAUAUGGACAAUAUGUGUA
Megalobrama amblycephala (Wuchang bream) is the source of this 2959-nucleotide messenger RNA. It is a transcript of the gene rhoj, whose product is annotated as ras homolog family member J. Gene Ontology annotation, biological process: small GTPase-mediated signal transduction. The transcript has 5 exons. Gene Ontology annotation, molecular function: GTPase activity; GTP binding. Lineage: Eukaryota; Metazoa; Chordata; Actinopteri; Cypriniformes; Xenocyprididae. The record is from RefSeq and is a predicted model, not a curated record. The coding region runs from base 550 to 1230 and encodes 226 amino acids.